This is a messenger RNA of Paramuricea clavata, 543 nucleotides long. NCBI's taxonomy places the organism in Eukaryota, Metazoa, Cnidaria, Anthozoa, Malacalcyonacea, Plexauridae. The record is from the annotation of a GenBank genome assembly.
AUGCUCGCUUCCACAGGCUCCACAAAGAAGACAAAUAACACCCCACUCCAAUGUUCCAAACCAGCUACUUCUGCUUUUCAGAAGAUCAAGAACGCCCUUGCUGAUUUCACUCUACUUUCACACCCAAAAUCUGACGCUGAGCUGUGCCUGAUGACCGAUGCCUCCGAUGUUGCACUUGGUGCCGUUCUACAACAACGAGUCAACAACGUUUGGCAACCACUCGGUUUCUUUUCCAAACGCCUUCAACCAGCAGAAACCCGGUACAGCACCUUCGGACGCAAACUCCUCGCAGUGUACCUUUCUAUCCGCCACUUCCGCCACCACCUUGAAGCCCGCCAGUUCUCUGUUUUGACCGACCACAAACCGUUGACCUAUGCCAUACACAAUUCCCUCAACCGUCAUUCACCUCGAGAAAUUCGCCACUUGGACUUCAUUUCCCAAUUUACAACCGAUCUCCGUCAUGUUAGUGGGAACACCAACCCAGUUGCCGAUGCCUUGUCACGUAUCGCCACCCUGACUCCUUCGUCCACUGUCGAUUUUUGA